Pteropus alecto (black flying fox) is the source of this 5545-nucleotide messenger RNA. RefSeq names its product cadherin-23. Gene Ontology annotation, molecular function: cadherin binding; calcium ion binding. Gene Ontology annotation, biological process: homophilic cell-cell adhesion. The record is from RefSeq and is a predicted model, not a curated record. The transcript has 28 exons. Bases 311 to 4471 code for a protein of 1386 amino acids. Lineage: Eukaryota; Metazoa; Chordata; Mammalia; Chiroptera; Pteropodidae. Gene Ontology annotation, cellular component: catenin complex; plasma membrane.
UGUCUCCAGCUUUGUCACCCACAUUCUGGCCAGUGAUGCUGACAGCGGGUGCAACGCGCUCCUCACCUUCAACAUCACUGCAGGCAACCGGGAGCGGGCCUUCGCCAUCAAUGCCACGACAGGGAUUGUCACCGUGAACCGGCCCCUGGACCGUGAGCGGAUCCCAGAGUACAAGCUGACCAUUUCUGUGAAGGACAACCCAGAAAACCCACGCAUAGCCAGGAGGGAUUUUGACUUGCUGCUGAUCUUUCUUGCGGACGAGAAUGACAACCACCCCCUCUUUACUGAGAGCACUUACCAGGCAGAAGUGAUGGAGAACUCUCCUGCUGGAACCCCCCUCACAGUGCUCAAUGGGCCCAUCCUGGCCCUGGAUGCAGACCUGGAUGUCUAUGCCGUGGUGACCUACCAGCUGCUGGGUGCCCAGAGUGGCCUCUUUGACAUCGACAACAGUACCGGUGUGGUAACCGUGAGGUCAGGUGUUGUCAUUGACCGGGAAGCCUUCUCACCUCCUGUCCUGGAGCUGCUGCUGCUGGCUGAGGACAUUGGGCUGCUCAACGGCACAGCCGACCUGUUCGUCACCAUCCUAGACGACAAUGACAACUGGCCCACCUUUAGCCCUGCAGCCCUCACCAUCCACUUACUGGAGAACUGCCCGCCAGGAUUCUCAGUUCUUCAGGUCACAGCCACGGAUGAGGACAGUGGCCUCAAUGGGGAGCUGAUCUACCGAAUAGAAGCUGGAGCUCAGGACCGCUUCCUCAUCCAUCCAGUGACUGGAGUCAUCCGCGUGGGCAAUGCCACCAUCGACAGGGAGGAACAGGAAUCUUACAGGCUGACAAUAGUGGCCACCGACCGAGGCACCAUCCCUCUCUCAGGCACAGCCAUCAUCACUAUCCUUAUCGAUGACAUUAAUGACUGCCGCCCUGAGUUCCUCAACCCCAUCCAGACAGUGAGUGUGCUGGAGUCAGCAGAGCCAGGCACUGUCAUUGCCAAUGUCACCGCCAUCGACCGUGACCUCAACCCAAAGCUGGAGUACCACAUCAUUGGCAUCAUGGCCAAGGACGACACCGACCGCCUGGUGACCGACCAGGAGGACGCCUUUGCCGUGAAUAUCAACACAGGAUCUGUAAUGGUGAAGUCCCCCCUGAACCGGGAGCUGGUUGCCACCUAUGAGGUUACUCUCUCGGUGAUUGACAAUGCUAGCGACCUACCAGAGCGCUCUGUCAGCAUGCCAAAUGCCAAGCUGACAGUCAACAUCCUGGAUGUCAAUGACAACACGCCCCAGUUCAAGCCCUUUGGGAUCACCUACUACACAGAGCGAGUCCUGGAGGGGGCGACCCCGGGUACCACGCUCAUCGCCGUGGCAGCCGUGGACCCUGACAAGGGUCUCAAUGGGCUGAUCACCUACACCCUGCUGGAUCUGGUGCCCCCAGGCUACGUGCAGCUGGAAGACUCCUCAGCAGGGAAGGUUAUUGCCAACCGGACGGUAGACUAUGAAGAAGUGCACUGGCUCAACUUCACCGUGAGGGCCUCAGACCAUGGGUCCCCACCCCGGGCAGCUGAGAUCCCUGUCUACCUGGAGAUUGUGGACAUCAAUGACAACAACCCUAUCUUUGACCAGCCUUCCUAUCAGGAAGCUGUCUUUGAGGAUGUGCCUGUGGGCACAGUUAUCCUGACAGUCACUGCUACUGAUGCUGACUCGGGCAACUUUGCCCUCAUUGAGUACAGCCUCGGGGAUGGAGAGGGCAAGUUUUCCAUCAACCCCACUACGGGUGACAUCUAUGUGCUGUCCUCUCUGGACCGGGAGAAGAAGGACCACUAUAUCCUGACUGCCUUGGCCAAAGACAACCCCGGGGAUAUAGCCAGCAACCGUCGAGAGAAUUCAGUGCAGGUGGUGAUCCAGGUGCUGGAUGUCAAUGACUGCCGGCCACAGUUCUCCAAGCCCCAAUUCAGCACAAGCGUGUAUGAGAAUGAGCCAGCAGGCACCUCGGUCAUCACCAUGAUGGCCACCGACCAAGACGAGGGCACCAAUGGGGAACUGGCCUACUCCCUUGAGGGCCCUGGCGUGGAGGCCUUCCACGUGGACAUGGACUCAGGCCUGGUGACCACAAAGCGGCCACUGCAUUCCUAUGAGAGGUUCAACCUGACUGUGGUGGCCACAGAUGGCGGAGAGCCCCCACUCUGGGGAACAACCAUGCUCCUGGUGGAGGUCAUCGAUGUCAAUGACAACCGCCCCAUCUUCGUGCGCCCACCCAACGGCACCAUCCUCCACAUCAGAGAGGAGAUCCCGCUGCGCUCCAACGUGUACGAGGUCUAUGCUACAGACAAGGAUGAGGGCCUCAAUGGGGCGGUGCGCUACAGCUUCCUGAAGACCACGGGCAACCGGGACUGGGAGUACUUCACCAUUGAUCCAAUCAGCGGCCUUAUCCAGACCGCGCAGCGCCUGGACCGCGAGAAGCAGGCGGUGUACAGCCUCAUCCUGGUGGCCAGCGACCUGGGCCAGCCAGUGCCAUAUGAGACCAUGCAGCCGCUGCAGGUGGCCCUGGAUGACAUCGACGACAACGAGCCCCUCUUCGUGAGGCCUCCAAAAGGCAGCCCCCAGUACCAGUUGCUGACAGUACCCGAGCACUCACCACAUGGCACCCUCGUGGGCAAUGUGACAGGUGCUGUGGACGCAGAUGAGGGCCCCAACGCCAUCGUGUACUACUUCAUUGCAGCUGGGAACGAAGAGAAGAACUUCCAUCUUCAGCCAGACGGACGUCUACUGGUGCUGCGGGACCUGGACCGGGAACGUGAAGCUGUCUUCUCCUUCAUUGUCAAGGCCUCAAGCAAUCGCAGCUGGACACCUCCCCGUGGACUUUCACCAGACCUGGACCUGAUCACUGACCUCACCCUGCAGGAGGUGCGAGUAGUGCUAGAAGACAUCAACGACCAGCCACCGCGCUUCACCAAGGCUGAGUACACUGCAGGAGUGGCCACUGAUGCCAAGAUGGGCUCAGAGUUGAUCCAGGUGCUGGCUCUGGAUGCAGACAUCGGCAAUAAUAGCCUGGUCUUCUAUAGCAUCCUGGCCAUCCACUACUUCCGGGCCUUUGCCAACGACUCCGAGGAUGUGGGCCAGGUCUUCACCAUGGGGAGUGUGGAUGGCAUCCUACGCACCUUCGACCUCUUCGUGGCCUACAGCCCCGGCUACUUUGUGGUGGACAUCGUGGCCCGGGACCUGGCAGGCCACAACGACACGGCUAUCAUUGGCAUCUACAUCCUGAGGGAUGACCAGCGCGUCAAGAUCGUCAUUAAUGAGAUUCCUGACCGCGUGCGUGGCUUUGAGGAGGAGUUCAUCCGCCUGCUCUCCAACAUCACCGGCGCCAUCGUCAACACUGAUGAUGUGCAGUUCCACGUGGACAAGAAGGGUCGGGUGAACUUCGCACAAACAGAGCUGCUCAUCCAUGUGGUGAACCGUGAUACCAACCGCAUCCUGGACGUGGACCGGGUGAUCCAGAUGAUUGAUGAGAACAAGGAACAGCUGCGGAACCUUUUCCGGAACUACAAUGUCCUUGAUGUGCAGCCUGCCAUCUCUGUCCGGCUGCCCGAUGACAUGUCUGCCCUACAGAUGGCAAUCAUUGUCCUGGCCAUUCUCCUCUUCCUGGCCGCCAUGCUCUUCAUCCUCAUGAACUGGUACUACAGGACUGUACACAAGAGGAAGCUCAAAGCCAUAGUGGCUGGCUCGGCAGGGAAUCGCGGCUUCAUUGACAUCAUGGACAUGCCCAACACCAACAAGUAUUCCUUUGAUGGGGCCAACCCAGUGUGGCUGGAUCCUUUCUGCCGGAACAUGGAACUGGCUGCCCAGGCUGAGCACGAGGACGACCUGCCGGAGACCCUGAGUGAGAUCGCUGACCUAUGGAACAGCCCCACCCGCACCCACGGAACUUUUGGGCGUGAACCAGCAGCAGUCAAGCCUGAUGAUGACCGGUACUUGCGGGCAGCCAUCCAGGAGUACGACAACAUUGCCAAGCUGGGCCAGAUCAUUCGGGAAGGCCCCAUCAAGGGCUCGCUGCUCAAGGUGGUCCUGGAGGAUUACCUGCGCCUCAAAAAGCUCUUUGCACAGCGGAUGGUGCAAAAAGCCUCCUCCUGCCACUCCUCCAUCUCUGAGCUGAUCCAGAGUGAGCUAGAGGAGGAGCCAGGGGAACACAGCCCAGGUCAGGGCAGCCUGCGCUUCUGCCACAAGCCGCCGACAGAGCUCAAGGGGCCGGAUGGAAUCCAUGUGGUGCACGGCAGUACGGGCACGCUGCUGGCCACGGACCUCAACAGCCUGCCUGAGGAUGAUCAGAAGGGUCUGGGUCGCUCGCUGGAGACGCUGACCGCUGCCGAGGCCAGUGCCUUUGAGCGCAAUGCCCGCACGGAGUCCGCCAAAUCAACACCCCUGCACAAGCUUCGAGAUGUGAUCAUGGAGAGCCCCCUGGAGAUCACGGAGCUAUGACCAUCCGUGGGGCUCCUCACUGGUGUGAGCAGCGCCUGUCCCCCACCCCCUCCCAGGGCAGAGGCAGGGGCAGGACCAUGGGGUGUAGGACCAUGGGGUGUGGGCCCCUCCCCCAGCCAACCCUGGGCUCACAACCCUGAGUUGGCCUAGUGGUGGCAGCCCACCUCGGCUGCUCAGAUCCUCUGCCAGACGCUCAUUCAGCAUCUGAUCUCUACCUUCACAAAAUUUGUUAUUUUUUUAAGAAAACCAAAAACAUUAAGCGUCUAACGAUGAGGUAAGGAGUGUCCCUGGGGACCCAGGAGUUUAAGGACCAGCUCAGCCCAGGCUGAGUGGAGAAGCCAAGCAGGCCCUCCAUUUCCCACCGGUCCUCAUCCCCUGCCUGGCCUUGACUCCCUGACCUCGAGUCCCACUGCAUUUUUGCCACAUCCCUGGCUGGACAUCCAGGUAGGGGCAGUGAGUGAUCCCUGCCUCUACACACCAACAAGGUUAACAUCCAUGACCCGCUCUCUCCAUUUCACUGGCUUCCCAAACGUGCCCGGCUCAUAAAGAGAAAUGACUGAUGUUCCCUUGGAUUUUGAAUGUAGAGUGUUGGUGUGUAUUUUUUUUAAAUUAAGUUAUUCCCUCAAUAUUUUCCCCUUGGUUUGUUUAACUGGUACUCACUGAACGUUUCUGGAAUGGUCUGAAUUUUAAAAGAAAAGCAACUCACAAGGAACCAGCAGUUCGCUCUGGCUCUGGUGAACUACCACGUGGCUGGCCUCGGAGGGAGGGAGUGGGUUGGUGAAGGGCACAGCAGAUCUGCACCCAGCCUGGCCCCAGGUAGCUCAGGAGGGACCAGAAGAGACUUUCUUCACCCACUUCAUUCUCUGGCCAAGAACCCAAGAUUCUGGCUGAGUUGUCACAGAAAUGCUCAGGUCUAGUUGACAGACUUUAUUGUUAAAUCAGAAACUUUAGUGCAAAACAAAAAAUCAUUAAGUCCAUUUAAUAGCAACUGCAGGUCUUGCUGUCUCUUGGCAACCAGAAAUGGAACAGAAGAUUCGGCCAACGAGAGGAGAGGCAGCAGCCAAGGCCCCUGGA